Messenger RNA from Scatophagus argus, 2934 nucleotides. RefSeq names its product gap junction protein gamma 4b (gene gjc4b). Gene Ontology annotation, cellular component: connexin complex. The transcript is spliced from 3 exons. Gene Ontology annotation, biological process: cell communication. Bases 360 to 1520 code for a protein of 386 amino acids. Lineage: Eukaryota; Metazoa; Chordata; Actinopteri; Scatophagidae. The record is from RefSeq and is a predicted model, not a curated record.
CGAAGCAAGGAUUGCAUUAGGAAUGUUGGCAGUCGAUCGUUUUCUUCCACUGUGCGCAGACAGGGGGUGGGGUGCCCAGCAAAAACUGGGAGGAGAAAGAGCGAGAGAAAAAAGGGGGGGAAUUGGGAAUAUUCUUUGUCCUUACCCCGCAGUUCAACACGCAACUGGAGAAAGGCUCCACGCAGGAAAAGAAAAACUGGAUGGCUUGAUAGUAAGAGCAGCAGUGCUUUUUCUAAAUAAAGAGAAAACGAAGGAAAAGCUCUCGUAUUGAACUUUGAGGAGACGUCAGGCGAAAGCAGAGGACCAAAAAAAAUCACAUCUUUAAGGUUUGAGAGGUCUCCUCUUGUUCCAGAGUCAAGAUGAGCUGGAGCUUCCUUACACGCCUGUUGGAUGAGAUUUCCAAUCACUCCACCUUUGUGGGCAAAAUCUGGCUUACGCUCCUCAUUGUCUUUCGCAUUGUGCUAACGGCUGUUGGGGGCGAGUCGAUUUACUAUGAUGAACAGAGUAAAUUUGUGUGUAACACACAGCAACCUGGUUGUGAGAAUGUGUGCUACGACGCAUUUGCGCCGCUUUCACACAUUCGCUUUUGGGUGUUUCAGGUGAUAAUGAUCACCACCCCUACCAUCAUGUACCUGGGCUUUGCUAUGCAUAAAAUUGCCCGCAUGGAUGACAAUGAUUAUCGGCCACAGAGAAGGAAAAGGAUGCCGAUAGUGAGCCGCGGUGCCAACAGGGACUACGAGGAAGCAGAGGACAAUGGGGAGGAGGACCCUAUGAUUCUGGAAGAGAUAGAGCCAGAAAAGGAAAAGGAAGCUGUGGAGAAGCCAACCAAAAAGCAUGAUGGACGCCGUCGCAUCAAGCGUGAUGGCCUGAUGAAGGUCUAUGUGUUUCAGCUGCUGUCACGUGCUGUCUUUGAGGUCUCGUUUCUGUUUGGACAGUAUGUCCUUUAUGGGCUGGAAGUGGCACCGUCGUAUGUAUGCACUCGCUCUCCUUGUCCACACACAGUGGACUGCUUUAUCUCGCGCCCUACGGAGAAAACAAUCUUCCUGCUCAUCAUGUAUGCCGUCAGCGCUCUGUGUCUGCUCUUUACCGUGUUGGAGAUCCUUCACCUUGGUGUCAGCGGCAUUCGAGACUGCUUCUGCGUACCACGUCCUCGGCCUCCCACCCCCCGUCACCCAGCUUUGGCCAGCCAGAGGUCCUCCAUUUGUCGCCAGCCCUCUGCACCACCAGGCUACCACACGGCUCUGAAGAAGGACCCAUCGGGCAAAAUGGGCUUCAGGGAUAAUCUGGGAGACUCGGGUCGCGAGUCGUUUGGGGAUGAGGCUUCGUCAAGGGAGCUAGAGAGGCUGCGUAGACACCUAAAACUUGCUCAGCAGCAUCUAGAUAUGGCUUACCAGAAUGAGGAGGGCAGCCCGUCACGCAGCAGCAGCCCAGAGUCCAACGGCACUGCAGUUGAGCAAAAUAGACUAAACUUUGCCCAGGAGAAGCAGAGCAGUACAUGUGAAAAAGGUCUCCGCGCAUAGAUUCUCACCAGCCCAGCUGACACGAGAUUAAUGUUCACAUCAGGAUCAGAAAAUUGACAUAAGGGAAUCAAAGUGUAUGCGAGUGUGUGUGUGUGUGUGCUUGAGGUGGAUGAAGUCAGCCCAAGCCGCCCAGUGUUAAGGCCAGUUGCGGACGAGCAUCAAGUCAGACGGUCGUCUCAAACCAGCAAUACUUGAGACACCAGCCUGUCUGAAGAUCCAAAGUGCUUACAAACUACCGUCAUGCAGCAAGAACAGAUAAGGUUAACACGUACAUUUCCCUCAGGGCAGCUAUUCUUUCUUUCUUUUUUUUUUUUUAGAUUUUUAUUAUGAGAUUUAGAACUAUUAGUCAUUUUCAAAGAGUUUGUCCUCUGUUGGAAGUUCACAGUGAAUGCAUCUCAAGUUUGCCUUAGACCUAAACUGGAACUCUGUUUUAUGACAUUUUGUGAAGGUAAAGCCAAGCCAGUUGUAGUGGGGGAAAAACGUGUUUAAACUGUAAGAAUCUUGUGCUUAGUGAGGAAGUGAAUCAGUGGGUGUGUGCUGUACAUGCAAGCAAAACGUCAACAGACAAGGCAUCACUCAUUAAAGAAAGGUACUGGAGUUACUGUCAUGCUGAUAAAGACUUUCUGAGGUGUUGAUUUUCACACAAAGGUUUUUUUUUUCUCAAUCGUUUUGACAAUGUUGGCAUUGCACCAGUCAACAUUCCCAAGUCUGGUGCCUCGAUGGUAACAGGAACACACUUGGGGUGCCUUUGUCCAAAGGAAUAAACAAACCUGGGUAAUGCUUGAAAAAAAAAACAUGUAACUCUUGAUAUCGUCUCGUAAUGUUUAAACGUGUAUUUGAUACUGUUCUUUAUUUUUGUAUUAGUUUUGAGUAUCGUGGUAUUGAAAAGAGACUCUGUCACUGUGGCUUAUGUUUUGAUUUUAAAAGAAAGGACAUUCACUGCUGUCUUAGCGCCCUGAAACCACAUUCAGUCCUUUGCUGCAUUCUGAAAAUGGUUCGGUACAAUUUGAGUUUGAGUGCAACACUUUAUUUUUAAUAAUACCUACAGCUUAGUUUGUUAUUUACAUGUUGUCUUUGGCCUUUAAAGACCUAAAUUGAAUUGUUUCCGUUAAAUAAGGGUAACACUAUCUCUCGUGUUUUGUGUUUGAAAGUGCUGACUUUUGGACUAGUGCUGUCACUGCUCCAGAGUCUCAGUGAGGGUUGUAAACCAUGUAAUAUGCAUUUCAAUGUGAAUUCAAUGCCUUGAAUGCGCUCUACUAAGAUGCCAUCUUUUGUAUUCUGAAUCAUACCCACAGUGCCAGCUCAAAUGUUGUCAUCUCAAGUUAUUUUUUGAGCAAUGCUUUUUGUACUUUUUAUACUUUUUGUAUUGAUAGUACUUUGUGGUUAGUUUUUAAAAUAAAUUUUUUUCAACAAA